GUGUUGGAAGAAUCUGUCGCCCUCAGCAUUGGUCGUGGUAGGGACAGAUCAGGGAUAAGUACAUGGGAAGAACUGGACAAUUAGGUGUGUGUGUGGGGGGGGGUGUCUGUUUUUCUGUGAUUGACAGUCCUAGGUCCUCCCCCUUCCUCCAUUCCUCUUCUCCCCUGCCUGCUGCAGGGCACUCCGAGGAAAGCAACUUUGCAGACCGUAGUUUAACCACCGGGCAGCGAAGCUUUCAAUGAACCGGAGCAACGGAGCCGUGUGAAGUGCUCCCACUGGCAGGGGAACAACAUGCACACAGGGCUUGUUGUUCUGGUUGUUUUCUGCCUGGCUGAGGAACUGGUGCUUGGGGGUGGGAAGAAAUCCUAUAACGGACCAUGUGGGGGUCGAGAUUGCAGCGCGGGCUGCAAAUGUUUUCCAGAGAAAGGUGCUCGGGGUCGACCGGGACCUAUUGGGAACCAAGGACCUAUAGGUGCUCCAGGAUUUACUGGGCAAGAAGGUUUGGCAGGGGCAAAAGGUGAGAGAGGGGCAGUGGGCUCUCCAGGAUCAGCUGGACUGAAAGGAGAUAAGGGUCCAAUGGGAGUUCCUGGAUUUCAAGGCAUCAAUGGAAUUCCGGGCCACCCUGGCCAGCCAGGGCCCAGAGGUUUUCCUGGACUUGAUGGCUGCAAUGGUUCUAUUGGGAGUCCUGGCGUUUCAGGGUUGGAUGGGUUUCCUGGUACACAGGGACCACCUGGUCGCUUUGGUCCCAAAGGUCCCAAAGGAGAUCCUGUGUAUGACGAAGGUGGCCCUAAAGGAAGUAAGGGUGAAAAUGGCCUUCCUGGAUUGGAUGGGAUUUCUGGUCCAAAAGGUUUCCCUGGCCCAGCAGGUUCUGUGGGUCCUAUAGGAUUGCCAGGUUUGCAGGGGCCAAAGGGUGCAAUGGGGCCACCAGGACCAAAAGGUAACAUGGGAUUAGGUUUCCAAGGAGAGAAAGGUGAAAAGGGAGAUGUCGGGCCAACUGGCCCUGCAGGUCCACCACCAUCCACUGGGAUACUAGAGUUCAUGGGAUUUCCAAAAGGGAAACCAGGAGUAAAGGGUGAGCCGGGCCCUAAAGGAUUCCCUGGGAGUAAAGGAUUCCCUGGCCCUCUGGGCUUUGGGGGUAUUGGCGAAAAAGGAGAAAAGGGGAUCCCUGGCUUACCAGGUGGCAGGGGAUUUCUGGGAUUGGAUGGAUCUGAUGGGAUUCCAGGGAAAAAGGGUCACGUUGGUUUCUCUGGUUUUCCUGGGCUGGAUGGAGUGCAAGGAAUGAAGGGUGAAUUAGGUGAAAUGGGUCCUCCAGGCCCACUUAUUUCUCUUGAUAGAGAAGACGGACUGGUCUCAGUAGGUGUGCCAGGAGAUCCCGGGACUCCAGGGACUCCAGGCCCUCGAGGAGAUGAAGGAAUUGCUGGUUUACCAGGCCUUCCUGGCACCCCAGGUCUCUCAGCUCUUGUUCAAGGGCCACCAGGUCCCAUGGGAUUUCCAGGUAUUCCAGGUACUACUGGUGAACCAGGAGACCAAGGGAGAGCAACAAUUGGAUUACCGGGCACUCCAGGCAUAGAGGGUUUACCGGGUAUGCCAGGACCUCCAGGAUUGCCUGGUCCAUCACAAAUCCUCAAUGGAGAACCUGGGGAACCAGGAAGACCUGGACAACGGGGAACACCAGGAGUUUUCGGACUAAAGGGGACCAAAGGGGAUCCAGGUGAUUGUGCUUGUGAUGGAGGAGCCACAAGAGCUGGACCAAAAGGUGCACCAGGCCCUCUGGGUCCACCAGGAAGUCCUGGUGAACCUGGAUUUAAGGGUUCCAGUGGAGAUCCAGGCACUGUGGGUUCACAAGGGCCGCGAGGGCCUCCAGCUUUACCUGGUCAACCAGGUUCUCCAGGCCUUAAGGGAGAAAAAGGGGAUCCAUCUUUUCCAAGAGGCAGAGGUCCCCGGGGGGAUCUUGGUGCAAGAGGAGCCAGAGGGCCUUCUGGUAUCCCAGGAACUCCUGGCAGAGAUGGAUUCCCAGGUUUACCAGGCCAGCCAGGUCCUCCGGGUGAUGGUGGACUAGGAUUUCCAGGCGAAAAAGGCCUGCCAGGAUUAUCUGGCUCCAAGGGCCGGCGUGGGGAGAGCGGUCUUCCUGGCAUUGGUUUCCCAGGUCCUAGCGGAGUUCGCGGCCCUGCAGGUGACCCAGGAAUGGAUGGCUUUCCAGGACAAUCAGGUCUUCCAGGUCCUCCAGGUGACUGCUGCUGCGGUGAGGAGGUUGGUAAAGGAAUCUUAGACACAGAGGGAGGGAUCACCUUGCCCUGUGUAGAUUCUGGAGCGUUUGGUGCACCUGGGCCUCCAGGAAUACCAGGAUUUCCAGGUCCCAAGGGCAGCCCGGGGUUUCCAGGCAGUCCAGGUCAACCUGGAUUAAGUGGGUCAAAAGGACAACCAGGUAUUCCAGGAUCAAUGGGAUUGCCAGGAGCACCAGGCUUUCCUGGGCCUCGUGGAGAUCAGGGACGACAAGGACUUCCUGGACUUGAUGGAACAGAUGGUUUCCCUGGAAAGAUGGGAGCUCCUGGCUUGUCAGGGGCAAAAGGAGCUCCAGGUGAAGUGUUUGGUGCUGAAAGAGGAGCCCUGGGUGAGCCUGGCAGACCUGGAUUCCCAGGAAAUAAAGGGCUUAUUGGAGAACCUGGAUUUCCUGGACAGACGGGUGUUGACGGAAGGCCUGGCUCACCAGGUUUUAAAGGCCAACCGGGUAAUCCAGGGUUCCCAGGUAUUGGUGGAUUGCGAGGACCUCCUGGUCCUGGAGGUCCAUUUGGCAUUAAAGGAGAACCAGGUCCCAGGGGAGCAGUUGGCUUCUCAGGAUCACCAGGACUUCCUGGAGGCAAAGGACCAACUGGCGAUGCAGGUCCACCGGGCCCUGCUGGUAUGAAAGGCUUCCCAGGCCUAGAUGGUUUUCCAGGACCACUUGGGGACAGAGGAUUCCCAGGAUCACCUGGGCCUUUGGGUAGAGAUGGACGUCCAGGUUUCUCUGGAGCAAAAGGUGAAAAGGGUCCUCCCGGGUUGAUUGGCUUUCCUGGCAUGCCAGGCCUGCCUGGUAUCCCUGGGGUGAGUGGGCUGAAAGGAAUUCCUGGGUCAGCUGGAAGGGAAGGAAAUAUUGGAUAUUCUGGACCCACUGGUCUAAAAGGUGACCGGGGUGAGCAAGGGCCCCCUGGACUCCUGGUUCUUAGGCCUCCAGAAUUGGCAUUGGUAUUGAAGGGAGACAAAGGCGAUCCUGGGUCAGCUGGAUUGAGAGGAUUCCCUGGACCUAGAGGUGAUAAAGGAUUCCCUGGAAACCUUGGACAACCUGGUCUUCCUGGUUCACGAGGGUUGCCAGCCACAGAUAGAGGACUACCUGGUGAUGCAGGAUUCCCAGGUCUGCCUGGACCGCCUGGCUUGCCAGGACAGAAAGGACUGGCUGGAAUCAUAGGAUUACCCGGAUUUCCAGGAGAAAGUGGUUCAGAGGGUAUCUCAGGAGCACCAGGGUAUCCAGGGACUGGUGGUUUCCGUGGUCCCAAGGGUGACCCAGGGGAAUCACUUGGAAUUUCUGGUGGGUUAGGAGAUAAAGGAGAACGAGGGGACCGUGGAUUCCCAGGUGAGAGGGGAAAAGAUGGGCCAAAGGGUGAACCAGGAUACCCAGGAAGCACUGGCAUGGAUGGGCCUAAAGGUAUCCCAGGUGACCUGGGCCGAGAAGGACCACCAGGCCCCCCUGGAAUUGCUGGGUUGCGAGGAAAUGCAGGUCUCCCAGGUUCGCCAGGGCAGCCUGGACCUGUAGGAUUCAUCGGACUCUCUGGGAUAGCAGGGCCAAAAGGAUUCCCUGGAUUUCCUGGUUUAAAUGGUCUGAACGGCUUGCCAGGCACAAAAGGGUCACCUGGAACACCAGGUCUAAGUGAAGCUGGACUGAACGGCCCUGCAGGGCUUCCAGGUCCUAAGGGUGAAGAAGGUUCCCCAGGCAUUGGCCUAGGAGCCCCAGGACGCCCUGGGCAGAAAGGAUCAUCAGGAGACAUGGGUCCUCCAGGUACUUUGGGUCUGCCCGGUUUACCAGGGCCUCCUGGCAUCUCUCUUCCUUCAAAUAUACCUGGGAGGCGUGGUGAUCCUGGCCGUCCUGGAGUGGAUGGGAAUCCAGGCCCCCCAGGCCCUCCAGGUCCUCGAGGGCUCUCUGGCCCAGCCUCCAAUCAAGGUGAUACUGGCCUUCCAGGUCUCCCUGGAGUUCCUGGUUUGCCAGGCAUAAAGGGUGACAUGGGACUCCCCGGUCCACCUGGAAUUCCAGGAGCUUCAGGACUCAAAGGUGUGAAGGCUGAGCCAGGCCUUAUGGGGAUGCCAGGUAAAGAUGGGCUUCCCGGGGACCCUGGAAUUCCUGGUCUGAAAGGUGAAACUGGUCGUCGAGGUUUUCCAGGCCCACCAGGCGCUCCAGGCCUAGUACCAAAACCAGAAGAAGUCAUAGUUCCUCCAGGGCUACCUGGUCUGCCAGGAAUUGAUGGUGUCCCUGGCUAUGCUGGAGAUCGUGGAUUUCAGGGACCAGAUGGACAGCAAGGUCCAAAAGGUCUGUCAGGCAGAUCAGGUCAGGUGGGACGUCCUGGUUUACCGGGGUCAGAUGGCAUAGUUGGGGAUCCAGGAACCCCAGGAAUUCCAGGGCUACCAGGAUUGGAAGGUGUCUCUGGAAAGCCAGGCCCAUUUGGUUUGCCUGGAAUGCCAGGUCGGGGUGUAGGCGUUGGAUACACUUUGGUGAAGCACAGCCAGUCGGAGCAGAUCCCGCCAUGCCCAAUUGGAAUGAAUAAGCUCUGGGAGGGUUACAGCUUGCUGUAUGUGGAGGGGCAGGAAAAGGCGCACAACCAGGAUCUCGGUUUUGCUGGCUCCUGCUUGCCUCGCUUCAGCACCAUGCCAUUUAUUUACUGCAACAUCUACGAGGUGUGCUACUAUGCCAGCCGCAAUGACAAAUCCUACUGGCUCUCCACCACUGCUCCCAUCCCUAUGAUGCCAGUGAGCCGGCUGGAGAUCCCACAGUACAUCAGUCGUUGCUCGGUGUGUGAAGCACCUUCCCAGGCUAUUGCAGUACACAGCCAGGACAUUACCAUCCCGCAGUGCCCCGAGGGCUGGCGCAGCCUGUGGAUUGGAUACUCUUUCCUAAUGCACACUGCAGCUGGCGCAGAAGGCGGAGGUCAGUCCCUUGUCUCACCCGGCUCUUGCCUUGAGGAUUUCCGUGCUACUCCUUUCAUUGAAUGCAAUGGUGCCAGAGGAACCUGCCAUUACUUUGCAAACAAAUACAGCUUCUGGCUGACGACAGUCGAACGCACGCAGCAGUUUGUCAGUGCUCCUCCCUCAGAAACUCUGAAAGCAGGACAGCUCCGAACACGAGUCAGCCGUUGCCAAGUAUGCAUGAAGAACUUGUAGCAAAAACCACUCAAACAAAUAAAACUUUGCUACUUAAGAAUUUAAACCUCAAUCAUUGGAAGAAGAAAUAUAAACAAGCCCAUUCUGCUGGUGGUUUGUGGAUAAGUUACAACAGCUGGAACACUAUAGAAAUUAUGUUUUAGAUCCAUAAGAAACGGGACUUCACACAGAAGGAAGGAGGGACAGACUAAUGCUCUGAAACUUCUGACUGUUUUGUGGAACAUGGUGCUACACUUUUGCUUUCAUGUUUGUUUUCCUAUUCAUGGCUACCUCAGAAAGUCUCUGUGCCUUUCUCAUUCAGAUUGCAGCGUGACAAGCACUCCAUAUUAUAUCACCCAUCCCUAUUAUGCACUCAUCUAUAGCCAAUGAUAGAUUUUCUUAAAUAAGUUGGUGCUUCACUGAUGAGUUGGCUUUGCAGAAAGCAUUUGGCACGGCCUAGGGGAAUAAACCUUGAUUAGAUGAGAAAAUAGGUAAUGAAGUGGAUUUUCAAUAGGAAAGGAACUUAACUCUAAGGCCUGGUCCCCACUAACCCCCCACUUCAGACUAAGGUACGCAAAUUCAGCUACGUUAAUAACGUAGCUGAAUUCGAAGUACCUUAGUCCGAACUUACUGCGGGUCCAGACGCGGCAGGGAGGCUCCCCCGUCGAUGCCGCGUACUCCUCUCGCUGAGCUGGAGUACCGGCGUCAACGGCGAGCACUUCUGGGAUCGAUUUAUCGCGUCUAAACCAGACGCGAUAAAUUGAUCCCAGAACAUCGAUUGCCUGCCGCCAGACCCUCCGGUAAGUGAAGACGUACCCUAUACUAAUUAAAACAAAUCACUGCAGCAGAGGUGCUCAGAGUAUUAAGCAUUAGAGACUGAAACCUGGCUUACCUGGGAAGUUCUUACUUAAAGAUGAGCUCAUUUUGUUUUGCUUUUUAAAUCAAUUGGCAUAAUCUUUGGUUUCAGUGAUGCACAAGCAACUUGGAGCCAAAUUCAGACCAGCUGUAACUGAUUUCCCCAGUGAAAAAUGUGGAUUUCUACUUGAACUUAAAGCCAUUUUCAUUAUUCAGCACAGCUUUCUCUAUUGAAAUGUGCUCUAUGUAAGCACACAGUUCAAGGUUUGUUAUUAUACUUUUGUACUCUAGCAAUUUGUCACCUCCAGAAUAAUUUCAUUAGUACACCUCUACCCCAAUAUAACGCAACCCGAUAGAACACAAAUUUGGCUAUAUCGCGGUAAAGCAGUGCUCCAGCGGGGCAGGGCUGCACACGCCAGUGAAUCAGAGCAAGUUCGAUAUAACGCGGUUUCACCUAUAACGCGGUCAGAUUUUUUGGCUCCCAAGGACAGCGUUAUAUCGAGGUAGAGGUGUAUGUACUGUGGCAGAGCUACGACUUUGUCUCCGUGGGUCCCGUACUUCCAGGCGGUUUAUGCUAGCUUCAGAGGCUCAUUGCGACCCUCCACGUAACCCUUCUCUCUCUAGGACCAGGCUUACAGUCUACUGAGCCCUUUUCAUCAUAAGCCAGCAAGGAGGUUGGUGAGAGAACUCCCACAGUCUCUGUUGUCCCUACGGGCUUAUUCAAGAACAGUUUAGCCUCCUGUCCUGAUAGAACCUCCUGGGAAAGGAAGACAGGCCCCUUUCUGUAGUGGCGGGUUAGGGGGAACCCAGGCCUGCCCUCUACUCCAGGUUCCAGCCCAGGGACCCUAGUGGCAGUAGCUGUUGGCAGCCAACCUUUUACCGCCAGAGCUGCUACACUUCCCUGGGCCACUUCCACACAGCUCUCCCACUUCUCUCUCUUAAUGCCUUCCUCACCCUUACCUUAGGGCUCCCUUCCAGUGGCUUGAGAUAUCUUCAUUAGCCAGCCCUUCAGCCGCACUUCCUUUCCUCUGGCUCCCUUUUCUUUUCCCCCAGCCUGAUGGUAGUGAGCCCAUUUACAGUAUCCGAGGGGCCUUAAUUAGAGUCAGGUGUUCACAUUAGCUUAACGGCCUCACCAGGUUAAUUAGAGUCAGGCAUCCACCCUAGCCUGGAGCAGCCCCCGCUCUGGUCAGUCAGAGAACAGAAAACUGCUUAUCCAGUGGCCAGUAUAUCUGCAUUCUACUAAUCUGCUGUACCCAACUGGCCUGGGUCUGUUACAGUACAUGUGAAAUCAGCUUUCCGAGGUAGCUUUGGAACAGUUUUUUUUGUAAGUAUUCAAAUUGUGUAUAUUUUAAAAUGUAGAAGCCUUAUUAUUUAGCAUUCAAGGUUAGGGAAACACAGAAACAAGCAGCUGUUGGAUGUACAUUUUUUUUUACAGCUAAAAUCACCUGUAUUGUAUUCCUCAUCCACUGGGCUUUAUUUCUACUAGUUAAAAAACACAUUACUGUAUUUCUAAUGCACUGUUAAAUAGUCACACAGUUCCUUCAGGUUAUAAUUACAAUCAGUGGUAGUCAAUUUCUAUUUUCCCAUAUAUUCUAAGGGAAAGCCAUAAAUACAAUAUGCCCAUGUUGAGAAUUAACUAAGGCUAAAGCUAUUAAUUUCAGCUUCUUUCUACAGUGAGAUUGGUGAUACCCAGAGGUAUCAGCAUUUUAGAGGAUCUGAAGUGAGGGCCUUGUAAAUUUUUUUUUUUUUUUUUUUUUUAAAUUGAAAGACAAAACUCUACAGAAAGUUGCUACUGAUCCAGGAUAAAGACUUAAUCACUCUUCUUUAUUAUUGAUUUAGUCUAGCAGGGUACUUAGAACUCUGGCCUUGAUUCACUAAAGCGUGUGGUUGAAUUUAAGUACACAGGUAGGCUCAUAGAUUUCAACAGGACUACUCACAAGCUUAAGAGUGUUGCUGGAUUGUGGUCAGGGUACUCAAGACCCUUGCAUGGUUGAGCCCAAUUGGAGCUGAGCCAAUAACUUGCAGUCAACAAUUUAUUCUUUGAUGUAGCCUCUUUCUGCUUGCAAAAUAUCAAUCACAACUUUGAAUUAUUCAACAAACAUCUCAUUUUUCCACUCCAUAGUUUGAUGAUGCAUCCAUGUCAGAUACCUGAGCUGUCUUUUAGUUGGGACUGCUCCGAUAAGUCGCAUGGUAUUUGACUUUGAAUUUCACUUUCUGCAAAUAUUGGUGUCAGUAAAACUCAAAUAACUCCGGUGUUUGUUUUAAAAAUUUGAGCAAAUAUUUGUGGAAAACAUUUUUAUUUGUCACCCAUUCUACCCAUUAGGUGCCAGCAGGAGAAGCACCAGGUCUGGUACCAACUUAUUUGUUUGGAUGUUGAGGGGAGGGGUGAGGAAAAGCGGGUUCUGCUCUGGAUGCACAUGACUGAAAUACACAUGUCUUUUCAGGAGCAGGGUCUAUGUACUUGUUUAGCUUUAUGCCCCGUGCGUAAUCUCAUUGCUUUCAGUGACAGAACUUCCAUUGACUUCAGUAGGGCCAGGAUUUCACCCUGAUGGGUAAUGUUAAGCACAAGCAUGUCUUUGCAAGAUCAGGGCCACAGUCUGAUCUUCUUCCAUUCCUAUCUCCAGACCUUCUUCUAAUCAACCCUGUAUUUACCCCCUCUCCUUCCAGCUGCUGCUCACUACAGGCUUCCUGGAAAAGUGUCAACUUCAGAUUUCGCCUCUGAGUUGUGUUUACGUAAUGAAAGAUAACAGGAGGGCAAUAAAAAAAAAAAUGGACUGAGGAUGAUAUAUGCCUAGCUUCAUUGCUCAGUCAUCUAGCGGGUACUUCCCUUUUCUGUGUAGAUGUCAUCCUUUAGAAUGUAAGCUUUUCACAGCAGGGGCUGCAUUUUCACUUUUGUCUGGAAGGCACCAAGCAUGGUUAUGGUCUUAAAUGAAUACUAGUUGGGGAGACAUCACAGUUGUUGUUUUUUAAAACAGCGUGCGGUGACAUCUCCUUUUGUUAAUGUUCAGUUUCCAAACUGUGGUUAAUAAAGGCAAACAAGACAUUAA
Molecule: messenger RNA, 9284 nt
Organism: Malaclemys terrapin pileata
Lineage: Eukaryota; Metazoa; Chordata; Testudines; Emydidae
Gene: COL4A6
Product: collagen type IV alpha 6 chain
Exons: 47
Coding region: 292-5403 (1703 amino acids)
Cellular component (GO): collagen trimer; basement membrane
Molecular function (GO): extracellular matrix structural constituent
Source: RefSeq, a predicted model, not a curated record